Molecule: messenger RNA, 1769 nt
Organism: Branchiostoma floridae (Florida lancelet)
Lineage: Eukaryota; Metazoa; Chordata; Leptocardii; Amphioxiformes; Branchiostomatidae
Exons: 3
Coding region: 348-1181 (277 amino acids)
Source: RefSeq, a predicted model, not a curated record
AUAGCCGGGUAAUGUAACAGUAGUCUGAGUAGAUCUGUUUUGGAAGUUGAAACCUGUAGGACAUUAGAGAGAUAUCGUAGAAGCUGUUGUGUUGUCUUUUGUGGACCAGCACUCUACCCUUCACCCGGCAGUGUUGUGGAGGAGGAAGGCCAUAAAUGCGUCCGAGCGCGGGCCUGUGACAUUUUCUUGUUGGGAAGAUUGGAUUCAAGGUUGCCUUUCAAGUUUCAACGUGUGCUGGGAUUGUUGAGCAAGAAAACCUCAAAAUUGAAGACCUUAGGAAGUUUUAGUGAAGUAGGACUCGAGAAGAUUCCACAUUACCACAAGUCUUGACCAAAAUAAGGAAGACCAUGGCAGGGACUGCCACAACUGAUCCAGUCCCCAUACAGGGCAAGUCAAAGCCUGAACUCAAACGCCUCACGUUUCAAAAGAAGGACCGGUAUGAAAAUGAGUGGGAUGAAGCCAGGCCUGAAACUCCGCCAACAUCAGUCAAAGGACCCUUGCAGUUUGGCAAACCAAGACCUAGCAAGUAUUCUCACCUAGCAGCACAGAUGGAGACAGAAGACUCAAGCUCAAAGUCAGUCACAGCCGCACUGACGAGAGUACAGCCCACUGUAGUAACAAGUCGUACAGCUCCCAGACCGGCACCAAAGAAUCUCACACAAGGGAAAGGACUGUUGAAAGAGGCACAGCUGCAAGACUUUCAGAAGAACGCAGGUGUCUCUGUGGCUGCUGACAAUCUCCACAAGAGUGUGUCAGGGGAAGUCACUAAGGUUCAACGUGUUCCUGGGAAGAUAGCACAGCUGAAUGCUGAGCAGACACCAACCCCACCAGGAACACCACCCAAGACCACAGAGAAACACCACAGCUGGUUAGGAGUGGUGCCAGAAAAGAAACCAGCAUGCGUUCCUCAGACCAUUUACCUGCCAGAGCAGAGGCGAUGGUUUGGCCUUGGUCCAGUGUAUCAGCCCACCCAGACCGUGUGUGUUCCUGUCCAACCCAAAGUCAACCUUGUAGACCAGGUGAAACAAAAGGGCCUGUCCACCAAAUCCAAGCAGUUUUACCACCAGGACUCUGACAGAGACUUCUUUGUGGACAAAAACCACCAGGAGUUCCCUAAGAUUAAGAAGAUAUGUCCACGGAGUGAUGCAGAGUUUAAUGCCCUUGCACCUUCAACACUGUAAACAAAUAGAUGGGAACUUAUCAAGAAAAAUGUCUAUGGAUUUGUAUAUUCUGAUAUUUGUAUUUGUACAUUUGUAUGCUAAGUGACCAAGGCUUAGUGGAGCCCAGUCAAAAGGUACCUGUCAGCAGACUGGCAGGAGUAUCUUGUCAGGAUUUAAGAGAAAGCCAUACCAAGUAUGUGAUUGUAUGCAGAGAUUUCCCUCUGGCUGAAGUUCUGUUAACUAAUCGUUAUGAAACAAACUUACACAAAAUUGAACAUGCUUGAAGACAGACAUAUUGUUAAUUGACUUGGUGCUACCUCAAAAUGACCAACACUGCAAAGGCAGUGGUUUGUUAAGUACUUGAACUUGAAUAUAUGCUUUCUGUACCUCUGUUUUCCAAGUUGUUGACCAUUGAUUUUGUAAAAAUUAAAGAUAAAAGAUAGUUGUGAUUCAUACUUUUGCAGUUAUUGAUGACUGAAAGACAGUAAGUGAUAUUUAAAAUACGGGGAAAUGUAUUGGCUUUCACUUCUCAGUGUUGUCAUCUGUACAAUUGUUGUCAUUAUUAAUGAUAAUAAAUCCCUUUGUUGGUGCUUUUAUCUGCCCAUACUU